Molecule: messenger RNA, 1346 nt
Organism: Pelagomonas calceolata
Lineage: Eukaryota; Pelagophyceae; Pelagomonadales; Pelagomonadaceae
Source: the annotation of a GenBank genome assembly
GUUUGAGGCUGCCGCCCCCACGUCCUCCUUCGCGCGCUCUUGCUGCUCGCCAGCAGGCAUCGCGAUUUGUCACAAGGUUAUUGCACCGUGCCGCCCACUACCUGAGGCGAUGGUGUGCAGCUUUUUGUAUCCUAAAUCCAUUCGCAUCUCACUUUACUGCAUUGCCGACUCUAGUCAGCUGCACGAUACGCGGUAGACGCAUUGUAAUUUGUCAUAACGCGCGCCGUGCACGCAUUGCCACUUAUCAUAACGCGCUAUCGUCAAGCAAUCAGUGAGCAAAACAUGCGCCUCCCGACGCAACCGGAUCCGCUGGCCACGCCCUGCCACCAGAAGUGCUUCGCGCAAAUCCUCGCGCGGCACAAGUGCACGCCGGGCGCUUGCCGCAUCUGCCGGCUGCUCCAGAACGACGCCGACAACGAGGAGAGUCUGACGAACGCCGCUGAGAAGGGCUUCGCCUACUGCCUGGCGUCCCUCAUCGACGCCGGCGUCGCGCCGGACGUCGCCGACGCGCGCGGCCUCAGUCCGUUGCACCACGCGGCGGGCAACGGGCGCACCGCCUGCGUCGAGCUGCUGCUGGCCGCGGGCGCGGACCCGAACCGCGCGAACCACGCGGCCGGGCUCACGCCCCUCCACGGCGCGGCGCUCGGCGGCCAUACUGAAUGCCUGCGCCUGCUGCUGGAAAAGGGCGGAGACCCCGACCGGUGCGACAAUCACGGCCUCACGCCGCUGACGCGCGCCGCCGGCAAGUGCGCCGAGUGCGUCCAGGUGUUGUUAGAUUUUGGCGCCGACCCGGACGCGGACUUCUGCGGCUGGGGGCCGUUGCACGUGGCGACGCGGUCGGGCGCGCCCAAGGCCGUCGUCGGAGCUUUACUGGCCGCCGGCGCGGACCCGAACCUACCUCGGGCCGACGGCAUCACGCCGCUCGCGGACGCACUCCGCCGCGGCCGGCGCAGCGCCGUGCCUCUCCUCAUGCGGGCCGGGGCGACGGUCGUCGGCACGGACCGCCUCUUAUUGCUCCCGCGCGGCGCGGCGAACGCCGACGCGUGGGCCUUCGCCGACGCCGUCGCGGCGGCGGGCGGCUGGGCGGCCCACGUGCGGGCGCACCGCCGCGUGUGGUGCUCCUACGCGCGCAAGUGUACGGACGGAAAGCUGGUCGACGACGUCCUUGGGCUCGUCGUGGACUUCCUCGUGCCGCCGGGCGGCUCCUGAACCCCCUCUUGUCCAUUAUCAUAACGUGAAGUCUAGGACUUGUCAUGUACGUUGUCGGUCACGGUUGCGUAAGCCCAGAGGCGAUGGGUAUGCCAUGAACGCCCGCCGCCGCGAGGGCCUAGGUAGACUACCGACGC